UAAACCGUUCUCCUACUGUGCUCGAAUAUGAAAGACUCAACUCUGUCUACAAUUUAACGUCCUUCAAUGCUUUGUAGCUUUCCAAAAUGACCCGCUUCCCGGGUAAAUACAUUAGCCACUCCUCAUUGCCGGCCGUUCGACGGACCGCGGGCGGAAUUUGGCCGGUUGAUUGUAUAUGAAGAUCGAACCUCCUCAUUUAUAACUUCACCGUGCUUGGGUUGUUCAUUUGCUCUGGCUACAGCUUGCGAAAUACAAAAUGGCCUCUCCUAUUCCCCGGGGCCUCCGCCAGGUCCUCCAGAAAAACCCCAACGAUAUCGUUAUUCUCUCCUCCCUCCGUACCCCAGUAACUCGCGCGAAGAAGGGCGGCUUCAAGGACUCCUAUCCGGAAGAACUACUUGCCAAUGUGCUCCGCGCGACUCUGGAGGCAAACCCAAAGCUCGACCCGGCUCUGAUCGAGGAUGUUGCGAUUGGAUCUGUCUUGCAAGAGCUCGGUGGUGCUAAAGCCGGCCGUAUGGCGCAAAUCCACGCUGGAUUCCCCAGCACAGUCCCCUUCCACACGAUCAACAGACAAUGCUCGUCGGGAUUGGCAGCUAUCACGACAGUCGCGAACGGGAUCCGCGCCGGCGCGAUCAACGUUGGUAUCGGUGGAGGAAUGGAGUCAAUGACCCGGAACUAUGGAUCUCGGGCUAUUCCCACGGUGCUGUGGCCAGAGUUGAAGGAGUCGCACUCCAAGGACUCCCGCGACUGUAUUAUGCCCAUGGGUAUCACUUCGGAGAAUGUCGCUGCGCGGUACGGCGUCAACCGUGCGGAUCAGGACACUUUCGCGGCUGAAUCGCACAAGAAGGCCACUGCUGCGCAGAACUCCGGUCUCUUCGACUCUGAGAUUGUCCCCGUCAAAACUUUGUCGUUUGACCCAGAGAACCCAGAGACACCACCCAGGGAGAUUGAAGUCACCAAGGACGACGGUAUCCGGCCCAACAUCUCCGUCGAGAAGAUGGCCAGCCUCAAGCCUGCGUUCUCAGCGACUGGCACCAGCACCGCCGGUAACAGCUCCCAGGUCAGCGACGGUGCUGCCGCAGCUUUGCUGAUGCGCCGGUCUACCGCUACUGAACUCGGCCUGUCAUCAUCGAUUAAGGCGCGCUGGGUGGGUAGCUCCGUCGCCGGCUGUGCUCCCGAUGAGAUGGGCGUUGGCCCCGCAGUCGCAAUCCCUAAGCUCCUCGAGACGCUCGGCAUGGGCGUGUCUGAUGUCGGCAUCUGGGAGAUCAACGAGGCGUUCGCCUCGCAGGCUCUGUACUGCACGCGCAAGCUCGGAAUCGACGAGGCCAGGGUUAACCCUAAGGGCGGUGCUAUUGCCAUUGGUCACCCGCUUGGUGCUACUGGUGCUAGACAACUUGCUACUCUGUUGCCAGAAAUGGAGCGCUCCGGGCUAGAGGUUGGUGUUGUGAGUAUGUGCAUUGGUACUGGUAUGGGCAUGGCCGGUAUGUUUGUUCGGGAGUAGUUCCUUGUAUAGUUUAACAUUAGGUUCUUUGCAUGUAUGAUAUAACAGUGCAUAUGUAUGUAUAUACGAGGUUAUACGAUUUUCAAUCUCAAAGCA
Aspergillus ruber CBS 135680 is the source of this 1594-nucleotide messenger RNA. RefSeq names its product putative 3-ketoacyl-CoA thiolase. Gene Ontology annotation, cellular component: peroxisome. The coding region runs from base 257 to 1498 and encodes 413 amino acids. The record is from RefSeq and is a predicted model, not a curated record. Lineage: Eukaryota; Fungi; Ascomycota; Eurotiomycetes; Eurotiales; Aspergillaceae. The transcript is spliced from 2 exons. Gene Ontology annotation, biological process: fatty acid beta-oxidation; phenylacetate catabolic process. Gene Ontology annotation, molecular function: acetyl-CoA C-acyltransferase activity.